Molecule: messenger RNA, 402 nt
Organism: Fusarium poae
Lineage: Eukaryota; Fungi; Ascomycota; Sordariomycetes; Hypocreales; Nectriaceae
Exons: 1
Coding region: 1-402 (133 amino acids)
Source: RefSeq, a predicted model, not a curated record
AUGGUCACUGGGAGAUUUGUGACCUGUGAUUACACAGUCGAGAUCCCCGAUGAUGCUGUAUGGGUCACAGAUUGGGAUCAGCUACAUGAAAUGGCGGCAAAAUAUCAGGAUACAGCACUUGAACCAAAAUACGGUGGUAAUGUUAUUGAAGUGGAUGGAAAGAUUGUUGUUGCAACAGAUGAUGGAAUGACAAAACAGAUUGACGACUUGGUGCAAGAGUUGGUGAAGAAUGAUGCAGAGGUUGAAGAAGAGCCCCAGAUCUCAAAGAGACAAGAUCUGAAUAUUAUUCAGCGUCGGCGCGGGUGCAGUCAUCCAGGCUGCUUUUUCCAUACUACUUGUCUGACCUACACUGGCUGUCAUGUCUGCAGGCUACCACCCAGCAAGCGAGGGCUAUGUAUUUAG